GAAGUAAACAAGGCCCGGCCUUCCCUCCUCCCCGCCCCCUACCCCAGGCCUCCAGUACCUUCCAGGAGGCUCUGGGCCUAGGAGAGGGAGAAGGGAACCGCCCAGCGCUGUGGCGCAGCAGGAAUUCAGCUCCGGCCGGGCCUGAGGGAAAAGGGGGCGCCUGGAGGGGGAUGCCCGUGUUUACUUUCGCUCGGGCGCCUCAUCCUUCCCGGCGGCCUGUGAGGAGGGGCGGCGGCCCCCGAGCCCGGCGCCUGCGGCCUUCCUCACGCCGCCGCCGCCGCCGCGUAUAAGAAGCCGAGGAUGCAGCUCUACAGCACCAUCGUCACUCAUUACACGGCGUCAGCGGCGAGCGGCGCGGCGAGCGGGCCGGGCGUCGUCUUCAAGGUCUCCCCUUCGCCGGAGCCCGCGGGGCAAAGUCCGGUGGGAGUCGAGGGCGGCACCGGAGGCGGCGGCGGCGGGACUUCGAGCGCCGUGGUGGGAGCGGGCGCCACCGCCGCCAUGCCCGCCUUCUCCUGCCUGGAGCUGCUGCCGCCGGCGGGGCCUGCCCAAAGGAAGCCGCCGCAAUGCUACAGCUCCGCCGCGCAGAUGAUCCGCAGGAGGCUAGUCCCGCGCCCGGAGCCCGUCGGCAUGGCGGCGGAGCUGGGCCCGGCGCCGCACAGCCAUCAGUGGCUGCUGCUGGAGGGCGACGCGGCCGCCGCCGCCCAGCCCAGCUUGCCGCCGGAGCCCAACGCCUGCUUCAGCGAGCACUGCCAGCCCGUGCCGGCAGCAGAGUCUCGGCCGGCCUGCCAGGCAGCCUCCGCCGGCGCCUUGGAGCAUGGCGGCGGGUGCUGCUGCCGCCGGCGGGAGGCCGAGCUCGAGGGUGCCGACGACGAGGACAGCCCCUGCCAGGCGCGCCCGACGAAGCUGGCGCUGUACCUGGCCGAGGUGGAGAAGCAGGACAAGUACCUGCGGCACGAGGGCCGCUUCCGCUUCCACAUCAUCCCCGACGGCAACUGCCUGUACCGCGCCGUCUGCAAGGCCGUCAACGGCGAGCAGCGGCUGCACGGCGAGCUCCGCGAGCAGACGGUGCACUACAUCGCCGACCACCUGGACCACUUCAGUCCCAUCAUCGAGGGCGACGUGGGCGAGUUCCUCAUCAACGCCGCCCAGGAUGGCACCUGGGCGGGCUACCCGGAGCUGCUGGCCAUGGGGCAGAUGCUGGAUGUCAACGUCCACCUCACCACCGGCGGCCGGCCCGAGAGCCCCACCGUCGCCACCAUGACCCACUACCUGGGGCCCGAGGACCCUGGGCGCCGCAGCAUCUGGCUGAGCUGGCUGAGCAACGGGCACUACGACGCCGUGCUGGACCGCCAGUGCUCCAAUCCGGAGUACGAGGAGUGGUGCAGGCAGACGCAGGUGCAGCGCAGGAGAGACGAGGAGCUGGCCAAAUCCAUGGCCGUGUCUUUGUCGAAGAUGUACAUUGAGCAGAACGCCUGCUCCUGAGAUGGGCGCCGCGCCGGUUGCCCGCUGCCACGGUGCCUUCAUCGCUCUGCAUCCAGCACUUGCGCUUCAGACCGAGCAAGACCUUGAAAAGAACAAACCUAGGCUGAGAUUUGUAAUGAGCACUUGUAUAUAUUCGGGUUACCUACAAUUCUGUUCUUUUGUAUAUGUUUGUUCUGUUUCCAGUACACGCUUUUCUAAAAGUUUUUCCCCCUUUGGCAGAAUAUUUUUUAGCUUGUUAUCUCUGUCUGUUACCACCAGAAAUGAGUUAAUAAGAGGAUUAUGGUGUUUUGUUUUUGCUAAUAUGGCUUGUAGCUUAACGCUUGUUUUAUGCCGCGUUUCUGUCAAAUGGGAGGAAGCGUGUUAUUCUACUGAUUUUCACCGCUUUUCUUAUUAGAUGAAAGCAAAGAACUUCCAGGCCUCUUUUUUAAAAAAAAUUAAAUACGCAGUUAACUUUGAA
Molecule: messenger RNA, 1939 nt
Organism: Rhineura floridana
Lineage: Eukaryota; Metazoa; Chordata; Lepidosauria; Squamata; Rhineuridae
Product: OTU domain-containing protein 1-like
Exons: 1
Coding region: 301-1482 (393 amino acids)
Biological process (GO): protein deubiquitination
Molecular function (GO): cysteine-type deubiquitinase activity
Source: RefSeq, a predicted model, not a curated record